UAUAAAUACUGUAUCACUACCCGAAUUUUGUUCCUUUCUCUCUCUUCAUUUUCCUAUACAUCUCUCAUCUGAAUUAGGGCACACAAACACGAUCUUUGUUUCUGAACCAGACAUCUCUCCGAUCUGCUAUUCAGGGUGUCAUUUGAUUAGCGAUAAAGCUUUACAAAUAGCUUCUCUAUCUUUUGGCUUCUCAAGACGGGAACGGCUGUUUCUAUGAAGGAAUGAAAUUUUCAUAAUUUAUAUUACUCUCACCUCAUGCCAUGUCGGGUUUACUUAAUUCAUCUGUUAAUGGAUCAGCUUCAAAUCUUCCAGAUGGUACUGGGCGAUCUUUUGCUAACUCAUUUUCUGGUCAGUCUGGUGCAGCUUCCCCUGUUUUUCAUCACUCCGGAACUAUCCAAGGGUUGCACAACAUUCACGGAAACUUCAAUCUUCAGAACAUGUCAGGUGCACUAACUUCAAGAAAUUCAACAAUAAAUAAUGUUCCAUCUGGUGGGGUGCAGCAACCUACUGGAACAAUUUCCAGUGGGCGUUUUGCAUCAAACAACCUUCCUGUUGCUCUUUCUCAGUUAUCUCAUGGCAGCUCUCACGGACAUUCAGGAGUCGCAAAUAGAGGAGGUAUAAGUGUUGUAGGAAAUCCUGGAUUUAGUAGUAGCACAAAUGCAGUUGGCGGUUCUAUUCCUGGGAUUCUGUCUACUUCUGCUGCUAUUGGUAAUCGAAAUGCUGUUCCAGGAUUGGGUGUAUCCCCAAUUUUGGGAAAUGCAGGUCCUCGGAUCACAAGUUCAAUGGGAAAUAUGGUAAGUGGAGGCAACAUAGGAAGGAGUAUAACUACUGGCGGGGGUUUGUCAUUACCUGGUCUUGCUUCUCGUCUAAACCUUGGUGCGAAUAGUGGAUCUGGAAGCUUAACUGUGCAGGGACAAAACCGUUUAAUGAGUGGUGUGCUUCCACAAGGAUCUCAACAGGUUAUUUCUAUGUUAAGUAAUUCUUAUCCAAGUGCUGGAGGUCCACUUUCCCAAAACCACAUACAGAAUGUGAAUAGUCUGAAUUCUCUAGGGAUGUUGAAUGAUGUGAACUCCAGUGACAAUUCCCCUUUUGACAUCAAUGAUUUUCCUCAGUUGACAAGUCGUCCAAGUUCUGCAGGAGGGCCUCAAGGACAAUUGAGUUCCCUGAGAAAGCAGGGCCUUAGUCCUAUUGUUCAACAAAACCAAGAGUUUAGCAUUCAGAGUGAAGACUUUCCAGCAUUAUCUAGAUUUAAAGGUGGCAAUGUUGAUUAUGGCAUGGACAUUCAUCAGAAAGAUCAACAUGAAAAUUCUGUGCCUAUCAUGCAGUCUCAGCAGUUCUCUAUUGGGAGAUCUGCUGGAUUUAACCUAGGGAGCACAUACUCACAUCGACCCCAGCAGCAACAGCAACAUUCUCCUGCAGUCAGCAACAGCACGGUGUCCUUUCCGCCUGCUAAUAAUCAGGAUCUCCUCCAUUUACAUGGAUCAGAUAUAUUUCCAUCUUCACAUGCUGCAUCCUAUCACCAGCAGUCUAGUGGGCCUCCUGGUAUUGGUUUAAGACCUCUGAGCUCUCCUAACUCAGUGUCUGGAAUGGGUUAUGACCAACUUAUUCAGCAAUAUCAGCAGCAUCACAGUCAACCGCAGUUCCGGUUGCAACAUAUGUCUGGUGUUAGCCAAUCAUUUAGAGAUCAAGGGAUGAAGUCUAUGCAGGCAGCUCAAUCUUCUCCUGACCCAUUCGGUUUACUUGGUUUGUUAAGUGUAAUAAGGUUGAGUGAUCCUGAUCUUGCAUCCCUUGCGCUCGGGAUUGAUUUGACCACGUUAGGAUUAAAUUUGAAUUCAGCAGAUAACCUUCACAAGACUUUUGGUUCCCCGUGGUCUGAUGAGCCUGCUAAGGGUGAUCCAGAUUUCAAUGUACCUCAGUGUUAUCUUAUUAAACCACCACCUUCUCUGCAUCAAGGAUACUUCUCAAAAUUCACUUUGGAAACGCUGUUUUAUAUAUUUUUCAGCAUGCCCAAAGAUGAAGCUCAGUUGUAUGCUGCAAAUGAACUUUAUAAUAGAGGCUGGUUUUAUCACAAAGAACAUCGAUUCUGGUUCAUUCGGGUCUCUAAUAUGGAACCGCUUGUGAAAACUAGCUCGUACGAGAGAGGAUCUUAUCUCUGUUUUGACCCUCACACAUUUGAAACUGUCCGCAAGGAUAAUUUUGUGCUUCACUACGAGAUGGUGGAAAAGAGACCAGCUCUACCGCAACAUUAGCCAUUCUCUUUUUCCUUUUUAUUAAAUGUAAAAAGGUAAUUUGUGGAUUUUUGUGUUAUUAGCCAUAGUUGUGUUUGUAGAAGUAAUAUUCUGUUAAUUUGAUAAUUUUAUAUCCAUCCAUUAUGAUGUGGGGGCCCCCUUGUUAUUGUAAUGAGCCGUUUUUGCUUCCCGGAAAAGGACAACUGUAACGAGGCAUAUGUUUGAUCACCCGUCGUUCUACAUGAUGAUAUAUUUGGUUAUUAGCUUAGUUUAGUUUGUUGAACUUUAUCAUAUUAAUAAUAAUACCCAAUUGAUUAAAUA
This is a messenger RNA of Cucurbita pepo subsp. pepo (vegetable marrow), 2549 nucleotides long. Its product is annotated as putative NOT transcription complex subunit VIP2. NCBI's taxonomy places the organism in Eukaryota, Viridiplantae, Streptophyta, Magnoliopsida, Cucurbitales, Cucurbitaceae. Gene Ontology annotation, cellular component: CCR4-NOT core complex. Gene Ontology annotation, biological process: regulation of DNA-templated transcription. The record is from RefSeq and is a predicted model, not a curated record.